Molecule: messenger RNA, 1469 nt
Organism: Syzygium oleosum
Lineage: Eukaryota; Viridiplantae; Streptophyta; Magnoliopsida; Myrtales; Myrtaceae
Product: ankyrin repeat domain-containing protein 2A-like
Exons: 9
Coding region: 127-1179 (350 amino acids)
Biological process (GO): protein targeting to chloroplast
Cellular component (GO): chloroplast outer membrane
Molecular function (GO): chloroplast targeting sequence receptor activity; protein binding
Source: RefSeq, a predicted model, not a curated record
UCGAUCGAUUCGGUGAUAGGGUUUAUUCAAUCUCGCGAGCAAGCGAGAGAGAGAGAGGAUUCGUUUCCCCCUUCCGUAUCCAAAUCCUCGUCAAGUUUCCUCCUCGUUCUUUCAGCUCGUCAGGCAAUGGCUUCGAAUCCGGUCAAGGACGCUCCUUCCGAUGAGAAGGUUGAAGUCAAAGCAAAUAAGCCUUCUGCAUCUGAGUCGUCUGAGGGGCAGGCACAAUCAGGUCAAGGCGUGGCUUCUCCUCUGCCAGGAGUUGAUUUUGGUGCAGCCAAUCCAUUUGACUUCUCAUCUAUGUCCAGCCUGCUCAAUGAUCCUAGCAUCAAGGAUUUAGCUGAACAGAUAGCAAAGGACCCUGCAUUUAACCAAAUGGCAGAGCAGCUUCAGAAGACUUUUCAAGGUGUAGCUGAAGAUGAUGGUGUUCCUCAGUUUGAUAGUCAACAGUACAUGUCCACCAUCCAACAAGUCAUGGAUAAUCCCGACUUCAUGUCCAUGGCCGAGCGGCUUGGUACUGUACUGAUGCAGGAUCCUGCCAUGUCUAGCAUGCUUGAGAAUUUUUCGAAUCCAGCACAAAAAGAGCAAAUUGAGGAACGGAUGGCACGCAUCAAGGACGAUCCAUCCUUGAAGCAUAUUUUGGAAGAAAUAGAGAAGGGGGGUCCUCCUGCCAUGAUGAGGUACUGGAACGAUAAAGAUGUUCUGCAGAAGCUGGGUGAAGCAAUGGGUCUCGCGGUUACGGGAGAAGCAGCAACUUCUGCUCAAAGUUCUGUUCCAGACGAAGAAGAUGAUUCAGGAAAUGAGGAUGAGCCUAUAGUUCACCAAACUGCUAGUGCUGGUGAUGUGGAGGGUUUGAAGAAAGCACUUGCUUCUGGUGCUGAUAAGGAUGAAGUAGAUACUGAAGGAAGAACAGCGUUGCAUUUCGCAUGUGGAUAUGGAGAGGAUGAGUGUGCUCUGGUCCUCCUUAAAGCAGGAGCGGGAGUGGAUGCUCUGGAUAAGAACAAAAACACUGCUCUCCACUAUGCGGCUGGCUAUGGGAGGAAAGAGUGCGUGAAACUUCUGUUGAAGAAUGGUGCUGCUGUAACCCUGCAGAACAUGGAUGGCAAGACUCCUAUUGAUGUCGCAAAGCUGAACAACCAGCACGAGGUACUAGAGCUGCUCGAGAAGGAUGCUUUCCUGUAAAAAACAACACAUUUUCGCAGCGACGUGGUGUGCUUGGUUUCAGUACAUGUCGCUUUCCGGGAUCCUUGUAGCUGUUGUUCAGCAUGAGGGUUCCUUUCCUCCAUAUAUUGAGGUCAUCUUUGCAGUCUUCUAUUGUCUAAAAUCCAAUCACAAUCUUAUAUGCCGCAGCUAGUAAACAAUGUUUCCAUAGGAUGAUUUGUGGGUGGUGGGUUUUUUGGGACGAUGCAGUGUUGUUGGUGCCUUUAUUUUUCACCUGGCAAGCGUGGGCAAUGAUGCAAUAAUGUUUACCC